Molecule: messenger RNA, 936 nt
Organism: Saccharomycopsis crataegensis
Lineage: Eukaryota; Fungi; Ascomycota; Saccharomycetes; Ascoideales; Saccharomycopsidaceae
Exons: 1
Coding region: 1-936 (311 amino acids)
Source: RefSeq, a predicted model, not a curated record
AUGUUUAUAACACCUAUGGAAAACAGCCAUUUUAAAGAUUACACAAUUCCCACUAAUAACUCUCUCAGUUCCAAAUCGGGGCGUAAAUCUCAAUUAACCAAUCCACCAUCAACACUUCUUCCUCCUCUUCCUCCCUUUCCAUCUUCUACCGCUUCUACGCCUGUGAAUCCCUCUUUCCUAAACAAAUGUUCUUACUCCUCUCCAUCCUCUUCUUUUGCUCAUCAUGUACCUGUGAUAUCUAAUCAAUCGGGACAUGUCCAUCACCCUUCCAAUAGUGCCAGAGCAAGCCAAUAUUAUAAACGUUGUGAUAUCUCUGAUUUGCUCAACCCUACGACUGAUGACAAUCAGUUGACUGGCAUAGCCUCGCCCAAUAAUUCUAUCAUGAUCCCUUCAACUUCUGUGUAUGGGGGGCCGUGUCCACCUUUUGUUCCGUCUUCCUCAGGUCCUCCUGGGAACUUCCAUAAUAAUAUAAUAUAUCAUCCUCAAACAAUUGGCACAAUGCCACCAGCGACAAAUGACCCGAUCUUGCAAUCGAGCGAAGACUUGGUGCGGGCUUUCAGAAUCCAGCACCCGUACAUCAACUAUCACCAAUACCCAAUGACACUGGCGCUAUUAGGAGACUCUAUGGUCGACAAAGCUAAAAAGAAAAAAGGAGGGUACCGGUGUUCUGGGACUAAUUGCCGUGAGAAUUGUACGUUCACAAAUAUUUUAGAAUUGGCGAAACAUUUGGAUGAAUUGUGUACGAAAAACGAAUUUAAGUGUGAGAUAGCAAAUUGCCCAUAUCGAUACAUUGGAUUCGGUACUCUGGGGUCACUAAAACGCCAUGGUAAAAUCCAUGAAUCUAAUAGUGAUGUCUUCCAGUGCAGUUAUUGUGAAAGAAGCUUUAAAAAUGUGUUCAACAAACACCGCCAUGAAAAGCAAUUACAUCAUGCCUGA